UUGUGACAGCGAUUUGUUUUGAUUUUACUUUUGCUCCACAAACUUGACAAUAUUUUACUUUCGAAAUAUUGAAUUAAGCACUGCAUAAAUAAAUAAAAAUGUUAGCUACGACGAGUAAUGCAGCUGCAACUGGUGCCAGUAUUCCCGACAAAGCAUGGCAGCCACAUUUUGUAACACUUGAAACAACCAUGGGCGAAAUUACAGUGGAGCUUUACUGGAAACAUGCGCCCAAUACCUGCCGGAAUUUCGCUGAACUAUCACGUCGUGGUUACUACAACAAUGUGGUUUUCCAUCGGAUUAUCCGUGACUUUAUGAUACAAGGCGGUGAUCCAACUGGCACUGGACGUGGCGGCACUUCAAUUUAUGGCAACGAGUUCCCUGAUGAAAUUCACUCAGAUCUUAAGCAUACCGGUGCAGGUAUAUUAUCAAUGGCCAACUCUGGGCCCGACACAAACGGUUCGCAAUUCUUCAUCACAUUAGCUCCUACGCAGUGGCUAGAUGGAAAACACACAAUAUUUGGACGAGUGUAUUCAGGAAUGCAGGUUGUAAAGCGUAUUGGCAUGGCGGAGACUGAUAAAAAUGAUCGACCAGUAGAUAGUGUGCGAAUAGUUAAAGCAAAAGUAGAAAAAUACUAAUUGUGCAUACAACUAUUUUAUAUUCUCUACAAUUAUAUAGUUCAGAUAUUAAUUUUUAUAAUAAUUUUAAUAACUCGUUUAUAAUACUA
Messenger RNA from Bactrocera latifrons, 724 nucleotides. RefSeq names its product peptidyl-prolyl cis-trans isomerase-like 1 (gene Cypl). Gene Ontology annotation, cellular component: catalytic step 2 spliceosome. NCBI's taxonomy places the organism in Eukaryota, Metazoa, Arthropoda, Insecta, Diptera, Tephritidae. The transcript has 2 exons. The coding region runs from base 99 to 635 and encodes 178 amino acids. The record is from RefSeq and is a predicted model, not a curated record. Gene Ontology annotation, molecular function: peptidyl-prolyl cis-trans isomerase activity. Gene Ontology annotation, biological process: protein peptidyl-prolyl isomerization; protein folding.